Pedinophyceae sp. YPF-701 is the source of this 858-nucleotide messenger RNA. NCBI's taxonomy places the organism in Eukaryota, Viridiplantae, Chlorophyta, Pedinophyceae. The record is from the annotation of a GenBank genome assembly.
AUGACGGACAUGCUGCAGCCGUGCCACUUGCGGCUCCGCAACGUCCGUGGACUAGUCACGGUGCUCCAGGUCCUGAAGUGCAGCGGAAAGCACCCCUGCGUGAUGAUGGUGGCGAGCACGGGCAUCAAGGUCAUCUUCGAGGACGACGCGAAGGCCAUGCAGGGCUGGGCCUUCUUCAAGCCCCACGUCUUCUCUACCUUCGAGUGCCCCGGCCCCAGCCGCACGCUCGGCGUCCGCAUCCAGCAGCUCAUCGACGUCCUCAAGGUCUUCGCCUGCUCGCCCGACGCCGAGCUCCGCCUGCGGUACCCAGGCCCGAACGCGGAGCUCCUGUUGGAGCAGACGGACGACGCCGGCGACGCGGGGCGCAUGUGUACGUACGCGCGUGUCUCGACGGAGGAGGCGGGGGCCCCGCGGUCGUUCGAGGAGUUCUUCGACGCGGCGUCCGAGUCGCAUUUCCUCGUCCCCGGCGCGCUGCUCCGCGAGGCGAUGGAGGACCUGGAGUGGGUGGGGUCUGAGGUGGCGGUAGAAAUGGACGACAGGGCGCAGCGGGUGGUGCUGUCCGGGUCGCAUGAGGCCGGGGCGGGGUCCCUCGCGGUGGAGAUACCGCGGGAGAAGAUGGUUGCGUUCAGGUGUGCGACGGGGGGUGUUCGGCGGAGCUAUAACUACAAACACCUCCAGGGGGCGUUGUGCAACACGCCGACGUUCAGGGAGGCGCCGGAGGUGUCGACGGGGGUCUCGGUGGAUAGGCGCGGGAUGAUGAAGGUCACGCACCUGAUCGGGAUGGGCGCGGCGGGCGGACAGGCGAUCAACGCGUCUGUCGUGUUCAUGGUGGCGCCCCUCCUCGAAGAGGAGGACUGA